GCCCUUUGUGUCCUGAUGGCAUCUCCCUCCCCGCCCCCCUGCCAAAAGGUUCACGCCUGGGAGAUCUCAGAUCAGUUGCUGCAGAUCCAGCAGGAUGUGGAAUCUUGCUACUUCGCAGCGCAAACCAUGAAGAUGAAAAUCCAGACCUCGUUCUAUGAGCUCCCGACCGAUUCACACGUCUCACUCCGAGAUUCCUUGCUUUCCCACAUCCAGAACUUGAAAGAUAUGUCCCCCGUCAUUGUCACCCAGCUCGCGUUAGCCAUAGCAGACCUUGCCUUGCAGAUGGCCUCUUGGAAGGGCUGUGUGCACACACUGGUUGAAAAGUACAAUAAUGACGUGACAUCCCUGCCCUUCUUGCUGGAGAUCCUGACGGUGUUACCCGAGGAGGUCCACAGCCGUUCCUUGCGCAUCGGCGCCAACCGCCGCACCGAGAUCAUAGAAGACUUGGCCUUCUACUCCAGCACAGUGGUCUCUCUGCUGGUGACCUGUGUGGAGAAGGCAGGUAACGAUGAGAAGAUGCUCAUCAAGAUCUUCCGAUGUCUGGGAAGCUGGUUCAACCUGGGCGUUCUUGACAGCACCUUCAUGGCCAACAGCAAAUUACUCUCUCUGCUCUUUGAGGUUCUGCAACAGGACAAGACGUCGUCCAACCUGCAUGAAGCAGCAUCGGACUGUGUCUGCUCCGCUCUUUACGCCAUCGAGAACGUGGAGACCAACCUUCCCCUAGCACUGCAGCUCUUCCAGGGCGUUCUGACACUGGAGACAGCUUACCACAUGGCCGUGGCCCGAGAGGAUUUGGACAAGGUCCUCAACUACUGCCGGAUCUUCACAGAACUCUGUGAGACAUUUCUGGACAAAAUUGUUUGCACCCCAGGCCAAGGCCUGGGGGACCUGCGGACUAUAGAGCUGCUCUUGAUCUGUGCAGGACACCCUCAAUAUGAGGUGGUGGAAAUUUCCUUCAACUUCUGGUACCGGCUGGGAGAGCACCUGUACAAGACGGACGACGCCAUCAUCCAUAGCAUCUUCAAGGCCUACAUUCAGCGGCUUCUCCAUGCGCUAGCUCGGCAUUGUCAGCUGGACCCCGACCACGAAGGGAUCCCCGAGGAGACAGAUGACUUUGGAGAGUUCCGAAUGAGAGUGUCAGAUCUUGUGAAGGACUUGAUCUUCCUGGUUGGCUCUGUGGAAUGCUUUGCCCAGCUUUACGCCACUUUGAAAGAUGGCAAUCCUCCCUGGGAAGUGACGGAAGCGGUUCUCUUCAUCAUGGCUGCGAUAGCCAAGAGUGUUGACCAAGAAAAUAACCCAACGCUCGUGGAAGUGCUGGAUGGGGUGGUGCGCCUUCCUGAAACCGUGCACACGGCUGUGCGCUACACGAGCAUUGAACUGGUUGGUGAAAUGAGUGAAGUUGUGGACAGGAACCCUCACUUCCUCGAUCCAGUCCUUGGCUAUUUGAUGAAGGGCUUGUGCGAGAAAGCUCUUGCCUCGGUUGCCGCCAAAGCCAUCCACAACAUCUGCUCGGUGUGCCGGGACCACAUGGCCCAGCAUUUCAGCGGUUUGCUGGAAAUCGCCCGUUCCCUGGACUCCUUCAUGCUCUCACCAGAGGCAGCUGUUGGACUCUUGAAAGGGACGGCAUUGGUGCUCGCCAGGCUUCCCCUGGAGAAGAUCUCGGCAUGUCUCAGUGAACUUUGUGCUGUUCAGGUGAUGGCCCUGAAAAAGCUGCUGUCUCAGGAGCCAAGCAAUGGCCUCUCCUCAGACCCCACCGUGCCCCUUGAUCGCCUGGCUGUUAUAUUUAGGCACACCAACCCUAUUGUAGAAAAUGGACAGACACAUCCGUGCCAAAAAGUCAUCCAGGAGAUUUGGCCAGUGCUGUCGGAGACUUUGAACAAACAUCGUGCUGAUAACCGCAUCGUUGAACGCUGCUGCCGCUGCCUGCGUUUUGCCGUCCGUUGCGUGGGCAAGGGGUCGGCAGCCCUUUUGCAACCGCUGGUCACUCAGAUGGUGAGCGUGUACCAGGAGCACCAGCACUCCUGCUUCCUCUACCUGGGCAGCAUCCUUGUGGACGAGUAUGGCAUGGAGGAGGGCUGCAGGCAGGGGCUGCUCGACAUGCUGCAGGCUCUGUGCGUCCCCACUUUCAGGCUGCUUGAGCAACCCAACGGCCUGCAGAACCACCCGGACACUGUGGAUGACCUCUUCCGGCUGGCCACCAGGUUCAUCCAGCGCAGCCCGCUAACCCUCCUGCGCAGCCAGGUGAUCCUCCCCAUCCUGCAGUGGGCCAUCGCUGCCACCACCCUGGAUCACCGGGAUGCCAACUGCAGCGUCAUGAAGUUCCUGCGCGACCUCGUCCACACCGGAGUGGCCAACGAUCACGAGGAGGACUUUGAGGUGCGCAAGGAGCUCAUUGGGCAGGUGAUGGCACAGCUCGGGCAGCAGUUGGUGAGCCAGCUCCUCCAGACCAGCUGCUUCUGCCUGCCGCCUUACACCCUACCGGACGUGGCCGAGGUGCUGUGGGAGAUCAUGCAGGUCGACAGGCCGGUAAGGGGCGCAGGCGUCUGUACGGGCCCCGGGUGGAUCGAGCCUUCCUAGCGGAGGAAGAGCAGC
Python bivittatus (Burmese python) is the source of this 2592-nucleotide messenger RNA. The record is from RefSeq and is a predicted model, not a curated record. Lineage: Eukaryota; Metazoa; Chordata; Lepidosauria; Squamata; Pythonidae.